AUGGACUCGUGCAUUGGCUCUGUGCUACCAUCUAUGCUGGCAAGACUUGGGGCAACGACGCAAUAUUCUCAAGACAGCACUGCUUUUUACCAGCCGGUGUCUCAAGUAUUCCCAGGUUUGGAUAUCAGGUCUCGCCUGAAUUCCAACACCGGGCCCUCAACUGGCAUGGCGCAGGCUCACCAUCAGCAGCACCGCACCACUGGACUGCCGCAUUUGACAGGGCAAGUAAGCGCCAGAGAGCAAUACUCUGCUGCAACGCCCUCAUUUCGGAGGGCUUCGGAGCACCCUGUCAGGUCGCCGUCCUUUCCGGGGGUGCCUCUGCGCCGCCUGCCAUUGUCGCCAACCCCAAGCCCACUUACCUCCUAUGUUACUCCGGCCGGGAGGAUGGAAGCUGGCCAGUUUCAAAACAGACCCUCCGCAACAGCCGUGCCUCCGCUCAUGUCUGUCCAGACAUCUGGCUCCCUCCAAUAUGAGAACGGGACGCAAAUCAAGAUUGAUAUUACGGGCACAGUUGACAAAGGCUUCUUUCUUGCCGAGGGCGAAUGGACUUGCUAUCGGCGCAACUACAUGACCUGCGCCUGCUCCUAUUCGCUGCAUCCGCAUUACCCCAAUACUGCAGUCCAUUUCAUCCCCCCAGGAUCGACCCAAGCCUACCAAGUCUUUGGGCUGUACAUGUCAAUAUCUGCCGUCGUGGCGGACAAUGACCAGCAGAGCAUUGAGCUGGUCCAGCAUACCCCAAAGAGAGACAAGGGACCAACGUCCAAGCCUGAGAAGGUCCAGCUGGCCCCCAAAAACUCUGUCCCGUCGCAUCAUGGCAUAUACAACGACCCCGCGAGCGCAUCUGGUGCUAGGGCAAUGUAUCAAGAUGGCUACGGCGGACAGGCAGCUGUUCAGCCUGCAACUGAGCAUACAUUUGAGCGUAUCCAGUUCAAGCAGGCCACUCAGAACAAUGGCAAACGGAGGGCUGCCCAGCAGUACUACCAUCUCAUGGUGGAGCUGUGGGCAGAUCUUGGCUCGUCGUUUAGUUCGCAGUCUUCCGACAAGUACUUCAAGAUUGCGUUUAGAAAGUCCGAGAAGAUGAUUGUCCGUGGUCGCUCCCCAGGCCAUUAUCAGAACGAAAAGAGACGAAGCCACAGUGGUGGCCCUGGGGGUUCUUCUGGGACGAUGGGUGGAUACGGAUCAUUGACAAACAUUGGAGAAUUUUCGUCUCACUCUGGCAUCAUUGGCGGAAACAGCACAUAUGGGAAUUCUUAUGACUCGAGGGGAUCAGUAUAUGGGACGCCCAGAAGUCAUGACGUUCCUUCUGAAGCGACCAUACCUUCUGAAGAUGAUAAGGUAAUGGCAAACACCAAGGGAUACUUGUACUAUCCCGGGCCAAUGUACGACAACUCCCACUCAAGGCCGAUGGAGAUGUUUGGCACCCGCAGCGACCAGGAGACUUCACCAUCGCAGUCGUCAACCGACACCAAAGUAAAAAGCGAGUACGACGUAACUCCUCGCGUCUUUCACCCACCGCUGACGGAGAAUCGUCGCCACCCUGGGCCAUUUGAGGGCAAAUCUACUUCGGGGGGCUAUUACCCGACCAUCCUAUCAUCCCCAACCACAAGUUUGACUUUGUGA
Molecule: messenger RNA, 1620 nt
Organism: Trichoderma harzianum CBS 226.95
Lineage: Eukaryota; Fungi; Ascomycota; Sordariomycetes; Hypocreales; Hypocreaceae
Exons: 3
Coding region: 1-1620 (539 amino acids)
Biological process (GO): meiotic cell cycle; positive regulation of transcription by RNA polymerase II
Cellular component (GO): nuclear chromosome
Molecular function (GO): DNA binding; DNA-binding transcription factor activity
Source: RefSeq, a predicted model, not a curated record